UACGCUCUAGUCUACCCAGCCUCUCCCGAAGCUCUCUCCUCGUACCCAAGCAAGAACUCAACAAAGCCACGAUCCUAGGGAGAACAGAGAGGGAAGUUUCAGAAUAUAUAGAGAGAGAGAGAGAGAGAGAUGAGAGGCAUAGCAGCACUUUCACCGUCAAAUCAUUGGCACCCAAAAACCCACAACAACCCAUCAACACAUCCCGCCAAAAACCUUAAACCCAACCCCCUUCGAUUGAUCAACAACAACCCAUCAACAAAAAGACUCAACCCAAUGCCCUCUUUCACAAUCAAAGCCUCCCAAACCCACAAUCCCACAACCCCACCACUCGUAGUCGUUGGAUCAGCCAAUGCAGACAUCUAUGUGGAGAUCGAUAGACUCCCAAGAGUGGGAGAGACAAUCUCAGCCAAGACUGGCCAAACACUUGCUGGUGGCAAAGGGGCUAAUCAGGCUGUAUGUGGUGGAAAACUUUCGUACCCCACUUUUUUUGUGGGUCAGAUUGGUGAAGAUGCUCAUGGGAAGCUGAUUUCUGAUGCUCUUGAGGGUUGUGGGGUUGUUCUUGAUAGGUUGAGGAAUGUGUCUGGUGCACCCACUGGUCAUGCUGUGGUGAUGCUUCAAUCUGAUGGGCAAAACUCUAUUAUUAUUGUUGGUGGUGCUAAUAUGUCUUGUUGGCCUGAUGCUAUGUGUGAUGAGGACUUGGUGGUUGUGAGGAAUGCUGGGAUUGUCUUGCUUCAGAGGGAAAUCCCUGAUUUUGUCAACAUUCAAGUUGCAAAGGCUGCCAAGAAUGCAGGUGUUCCAGUCAUUUUGGAUGCUGGGGGAGUUGAUGCACCAAUCCCACCAGAACUACUGAAUUUUGUUGACAUUUUGAGCCCAAAUGAAUCUGAACUUGCCCGUUUAACACAAAUGCCGACUGAAUCUUUUGAACAGAUUAGUCAAGCUGUGACAAGAUGCCAUAAAAUGGGUGUUAGGCAGGUCCUUGUGAAACUUGGGGUGAAAGGGUCAGCUCUAUUCCUAGAAGGAGAAGAACCAAUAAAACAACCCAUCAUAUCGGCUCCAAGAGUACUUGAUACAACCGGUGCCGGUGAUACUUUUACUGCUGCUUUUGCUGUGGCUCUCGUGGAGGGAAAAUCAAAGAAGGAAUGCUUGAGAUUUGCUGCUGCAGCAGCCUCUCUAUGCGUGCAAGUCAAGGGAGCUAUUCCAAGCAUGCCCGACAGGAAAUCAGUCUUAAACCUUCUUCAAUCUCUUUGAGAAUAUUUCUCAGCUCAUUUUGCAUAUAAAUAAAAGGCUAAAUGCAUCACGAGCAAACAAGCUAGUGUUUAUUCAUUCCAACAUUUGGCUAUUAUCAUGAUUUCAAGAAAACUACAAAGAAGAGCCGUUCAAAAAAUGGGACGCCAAUUUAGAAGAUACAAUGAUUGAUGAUUCCCAAGUGCGAUUAGAAGAGAUACGGUGGUAGUCUUUAGAGGAUGAUAAAGAUGAUACUCAACAAAAGCACUCACAUUUAGAUGAAAGGACCCAAGAGCAACAUCCUGUGUUUGGUUCGAGAUUUCCUAGACAAAGCUUAGCACCAUAAGCUAGAACUUCUAAUCCUGCACCUUGAAUGAGAUCUCAACAGUCUCAAAUUUCUAGUUUUAUUAGACAAGAUGGAGCAUUAUCAUCCACAAAGGAUAAAGGGAAAAAGAUGGUAUAACUUUUCCUUUUUUUGUUUUUCUUCUUUUUCAAUUUAAGAGUCAGGAAUAAUUACCUUUUAUGAUGAACUUUUUAUUUUGUGUUAGUUAUUUUUUAUUGCAAUACUUAUAAACUUUGGAUCA
Camellia sinensis is the source of this 1808-nucleotide messenger RNA. The record is from RefSeq and is a predicted model, not a curated record. NCBI's taxonomy places the organism in Eukaryota, Viridiplantae, Streptophyta, Magnoliopsida, Ericales, Theaceae.